CGUCAUGCGGAAGCCGUUCAACCAAGAUGGCAGCGUCCUUGACAGGCAUGUUUUGAUUCAGGUUGAGUGUCGAACAUGCAAAACGGGUGUAAUUUCACGAAUUGCACGACCGACGAGAGGAGACUUUGAGAGCGGAGGAUGGAGAGACGAGCGUUUGUCACGUCCCUUGUGGCAGGAGGCUGUGCAGGGAUGUGUGUGGAUUUGACCCUCUUCCCCCUGGACACUAUUAAGACAAGGCUGCAGAGUCAGCAGGGCUUCUACAAGGCAGGGGGCUUCAGGGGCAUCUACGCUGGAGUCCCAUCUGCUGCUGUCGGCUCCUUCCCCAACGCCGCUGCUUUCUUUGUCACCUACGACUGCACAAAGUCCCUGCUCGGCGCCAGAGGAGUGCUAGAAGCACCACAUCUAGCACCUGUCACUCAUAUGCUGGCCGCCUCCCUGGGAGAAAUCGUGGCGUGUCUGAUCCGGGUGCCCACGGAGGUGGUCAAGCAGAGAACCCAGGCAUCUCCAUCUUCUGGCACCUACCGCAUACUGCUGGCCACACUCAGUGAAGAGGGGGUCCGCGGCUUGUACAGAGGAUUUGGGACUACGGUUCUCAGAGAGAUCCCGUUCUCGCUGGUGCAGUUUCCGCUCUGGGAAUAUUUAAAGACUCUCUGGUCAUGGAGGCAAGGUCACACGCUCUACUCUUGGCAGGCUGCAGUGUGCGGAGCUUUUGCAGGUGCUGUUGCGGCUUUAGUUACCACUCCUCUUGACGUGGCGAAGACCAGGAUCAUGCUUGCAAAGGCGGGGUCGACCACAGCGAGCGGCAACAUCCCGCUGGUGCUCUAUGACGUGUGGAAGAGUCGAGGAAUUCCAGGUCUGUUUGCGGGCAGCAUCCCGAGGGUGACCUUCAUCAGCGUGGGUGGUUUCAUCUUCCUGGGAGCGUAUGAGAAGGUCCGCACCACUCUGCUUUAGCUCUCUGUGACUGUGCUGAGUUUUGACCUGAAGGACGUCAGGGGGAAAUGUCCCCCUCGAAGUGGCACCCUCGGCCUCGUCCCCUGGGGGGGGCUUCAACUUGCACCUCAGUGCUGCAAGGCCCCCGAAGAGGCAACAACCACCUGAUCCUAUGAGGAAGAGUUCUCCUUAGGUUACCCAGGGUGCUUCAUUCCUGCUCAUCAGUGACCUGCUGAUUGAGUUUGACAUCCUGAUCCGGAGCUUCUGUAACAGCAGCAUCAGUGUGGAGAAGUGAAGCCACUCCCAAUCACCAGAGACUCACAAGGACUAUCUUUCCAUCUUUACAGUUUUAUGUGUGUGUAUUUUUUAAUUGGUUAAGCUAUUAAACACUGUCUCUUUUA
Molecule: messenger RNA, 1331 nt
Organism: Labrus mixtus (cuckoo wrasse)
Lineage: Eukaryota; Metazoa; Chordata; Actinopteri; Labriformes; Labridae
Gene: slc25a26
Product: solute carrier family 25 member 26
Exons: 10
Coding region: 139-951 (270 amino acids)
Biological process (GO): transmembrane transport
Cellular component (GO): mitochondrial inner membrane
Molecular function (GO): S-adenosyl-L-methionine transmembrane transporter activity
Source: RefSeq, a predicted model, not a curated record